AGUAUCCAUCCUCGUCCUCUUGUUCAUCUUGCUCUCCUCUCCAUCUCUCCAUCUCUCCAUCUCUCAUCUCUUCAUUGUCGUCUUUACGUCCCCCAUCACUGCCAUCUGCAACGUCUCCUGUACCAUUGUACAAUCAUUCAAUCACUCUCUACACAGGCCGUGGUCACUGGCCCCUCCCUCCACCCUAGACGCGUCUUUGUUCCCUGCCCCACCACACCCUCGACAAGCCUUCAUCUCGCACCCUCCCCAUCAUCCCAUCCAUUUACUCCAUCCACUCCAUCCACUCCAUCCACUUCAUCCACUCCAUCCACUCUUAGCAGCUCUUGCUCCCGGUCGUCACGUAGCAUCCCUCUUCUCGCGCUCUGUACACACCCGUCGCUUGUCGGUCCCAAAUACCACACGCUUGAUCGACGCCCAAUCGCCCUUCCCCACCAAUACCCACCCACCCACACACAUCCCUCCUACCAUGCCCGCCCCGAAGCGGACACGCUCUACUGCUACGGCUGGCGACCUUACAGACAACGAGGAUGUCACCAACAACCACCGCUCCGACGCCGGUUCAACACGCGACCAGGAGUCUUCCCCGGCCACCACUCCCCGCGUCACGCGCAGCAACCCUCUCCGCCGCACCGCUUCGACUUUGCCACUGCGUAAUGUUGACACCCCUCCUGGCCCAACCACGCCCACCCGCCCAACAUUGCGCAGCGCCCGCACGACUCCUUCUACUUCUCCGGGCAUAUCGCGCUCGGCCUCCCUCUUUGGCACGGCCAGACCCCCAAACUACGCCAUUCCCGUCCCACCAUCCUUCGCUGGUCCGAGCACUCGCUCCGGGGGCGGCACAUCCACUCUCGUACGCGCCGCGAGCACAAGUGCCAUUCCUAGCCUCACUGGGCGGUCCAAGCAGAUGGUCAUGGGAGGAGGAAGUGGGCCUCCCUUGGUCAAGGGCAGUGCAGGGGGGGACGACUCAUGUGGCGGAAACAGUGGUCGGCCUUACAAGGGCAAGGAAAACUACCGUCCAGGCGAGGACCCGCUUCUGCCGACCCCGCCCGCAUCAGAGGCAAGUCGCAAGCGCGUGCGCAUGACACCCUCCUCAAGCCGUACUCGAAGCCCCUCUACUGCCAGCGUGCGCAGUGAAAGCAUCGCACCCACCUUCGGCUCCGACUUGAGAACCUCGUCAAGUCUUCCAUCGCCCUCGCCAUCACCUUCGCUCGCUACAUCCAUCAGUACACUCGAUGACAGUGCCACCGACGGCACCCCUACCAAGCAGAGAGCCAAGCAGGCUGUGCCUCUGACGCCGACGCCACCUUUGCCCGACGCGGCCGAGGUUGCUACCCACUUUGAUGAUAUUUCCGCCUGGACGCGCGCAACUGUGCCAUCCGAAACUGUCAAGCGCAGCGCUCCAAACGCGUACCGUGUGCUCAAGCACCGUCUCCGCCUGUCCCCAUCACCAGACGAUAGCGCCAACUUUGCCAUCGUAGGACGCGACCACGAAAAGUCCGUCCUCGGCGCGUACCUCUCCCUUGUGUCGACUAGUGACGCCGGAAUGUACGUUUCGGGACCCCCGGGUACUGGCAAGACGGCCCUCACGACCGCCGUCGGCCGCGAGCUUGCAUCGCAGGGGUGGCAGGUCAUCGAGGUCAGCGUGAUGGGCCUCAAGGCGCAAGAUGUUUGGACGCGUCUCGGAGCCGAGCUCGGCUGCAAGGGCUCUGAGAAGGACGUGACCGCGCACCUGAAAGCCAAGAAGACGCGUACCUUCAUCAUCCUUGACGAGAUCGACUCGCUUCUUCCCCCGCCACCGGCGCUGCCUACGCCUGCGACCUCGCAUGUUCUUUCAAAGUUGUUUUCGCUUCCCCUCCUCUCGUCGCAAGAGUCAACCAUCAAGCUUGUAGCCAUCUCCAACACUCUCGACCUCACUGUCCGCACCAGCAUCGUGAUCAAGGGCAAUGCUAUGCCCCAGGUCUUGCCCUUCAAGGCGUACAUGGCGACUGACAUGAUUGCUAUUGUCAACGCGCGUAUUGCCGCUCUGGGUGACGGGCCUGAGGCGGUCAAGGUCGACGCAAAGGCAGUCGAACUGCUCUGUCGCAAGGUUGAGGUCCAGAACGGAGAUCUGCGCAUGUGUCUGGGCGUUCUCACUUCUGCGGCAGGGCUCGCCGAGGCUGACUGGGUCAAGAAGGGGUCGUCGCCCACGGCGCUCGUCAAGGUCUCACUCCCGCAUAUCCUCAAGGCGUUCUCUUCACACAACAAGCAGCUCCGCGCCGCUGCCGGUACCACCUCAACUGGUGCCUCUAACCCUACCGUCAACAAGAUUCGCUCGGUACCUCUCAAUGGCCGCCUUGUGCUCGUGUCGAUGCUCGUCUGGUCCAUGCGCACUAGGGUCGGUCUGGCCGGCUGCCCUGCCAAGGGCGCGAGCCUUGAGCUUCUAACCCCCUCUGCGCUGUACGCCACGUACUCGUACCUUCUCAACGACCCCUCGUCGCAGAUCCAGCCGCUGCCCGAAAGCGACUAUCACGAUCUUCUCAAUAAUCUGGAGACUCUGGGGCUUGUGUCGCUCCCCAAGGUUCGCGGCAACAUCCGGGUCGAGCUCUGUGCUCGCGAGAACGAGGUACACAGCGGCCUUUCACUCUCGGCGACUGUCAAGGCUGUGGGCGAGCAGGUUGUGGCGGAGGUUUAUGCUCGUGAGGAAGCAAAAGUCGCGCGUGUCUGUGCGCGCGCCCAGGCGGCCGUUGAGCGCGCAGAGCACGGUCUGCCCAUGGAGAUGGAGUAGGGAGAGAAGAUGAAAGGAAGACAUUCAGCAGCCGUAAAAUCGGAAGAGACGUCGUAGAUAGCCUUCGUAGCUGUGCACACGGGCUUGGGCGCGUGUGGCAGUUUGACAACAUGCAUGCAUUGCAGUAGCACUUUG
This is a messenger RNA of Cutaneotrichosporon oleaginosum, 2899 nucleotides long. RefSeq lists its product as uncharacterized. Gene Ontology annotation, biological process: mitotic DNA replication checkpoint signaling. Gene Ontology annotation, molecular function: ATP hydrolysis activity; DNA replication origin binding; ATP binding. The record is from RefSeq and is a predicted model, not a curated record. Lineage: Eukaryota; Fungi; Basidiomycota; Tremellomycetes; Trichosporonales; Trichosporonaceae. Gene Ontology annotation, cellular component: nucleus.